AUGACAGGACCUCCCACCAGUUGGCUACAGAAUCUUGGCUUUGCCAUUGAGAUUGCCUGCCCUACUCUUGCACUCAUUACAACAAUUUCGCGGCUCUAUAUCAGAGUCGAUACGAAAACUCUCGGCUGGGAUGACGCCUGCUUGUGUGCCGCGAUGGCUCUCUCUAUCUCCCUAGCAAUCGGAUCUGUUAUAUGUAUGAAGGAGCUCUACAUCGAUAUUCACUACUGGGACGUUCCUCUGCCCAUGAACCCAACGACUGGCAUGAUCUGGAUCUACAUUGUCGGCGCCGUCUACAACCCGAUUCUUGCACUGGUCAAACAGUCUGUCCUCAUUUUCCUGCUUCGCUUUUCCGGUUUCAAAGAUGUAGUGAGAUACAUCGUCUGGGGAACAGCUGCAUUCAACCUUGCGCUCAUGAUCGCUACCUUUGUUACUGUCAUCUUCCAAUGCAUGCCCAUUGAGAAGAACUGGAAACCGACCUUGGCAGGGAGUUGUAUCCAACAAUUCUCUUUCGGAAUAUCCACGGCGUGUUUGACUAUUCUAACAGACCUUGUCACUGUUGGUCUGCCAUUCUACAUCUUCCUGGGCCUCAAGAUGCAGAAGAAGAGGAAGAUCGGGCUCAUGAUUGUCUUCAUGCUCGGUAUUAUCGUCACCGGCGUGAGCGUCAUUCGUCUCUACUUCCUUGCCAAGAACUUCACCGACAAGAGUCUAGAUGCGAACUUCUCCCUUGGCUUUUGCGUUUCCUCCAUUGAGUGUAACCUAGCCAUCACUACAGCAUCAGCACCCGCGCUAUGGCCUCUCAUCCGACGAUGGAUGCCUCAGCUGAAGUCUUCCAAAGACCAAGGCUAUUACAAUCAAAAGUACCACACUAGUCAGCAAGGAUGGAUUAGGACGGGUGAUGGCCACGAAGGAGCGUCUUCAGCUGCCAACGGUGACAUUAGUCUGAGAGGCAUCAACACCAGACAUGCCAAGACCGAAGUUCGUUCCAAUGCAUCUUUUGCUCAAGACUCGGACGAGGAGUUGAUGAAAGGUAUGGGAAUCAUGCGAACAACCAACUUCGAGGUCACACGCGAUGAUCAUGGUUCCUGUAUUGUGGGUUAA
This is a messenger RNA of Colletotrichum phormii, 1098 nucleotides long. RefSeq lists its product as uncharacterized. Lineage: Eukaryota; Fungi; Ascomycota; Sordariomycetes; Glomerellales; Glomerellaceae. The coding region runs from base 1 to 1098 and encodes 365 amino acids. The record is from RefSeq and is a predicted model, not a curated record. The transcript has 4 exons.